Messenger RNA from Paramecium octaurelia, 834 nucleotides. The record is from the annotation of a GenBank genome assembly. Lineage: Eukaryota; Ciliophora; Oligohymenophorea; Peniculida; Parameciidae.
AUGAAAGUACCAUCUUUGGAAGGCGAAAUGUUUAUGACCGCAGCAUAUGCUCCAAGUGCCAGAGCUACUUGCAGAAGCUGUUAGGCUAAAAUUGGCAAGGAUGAACUUAGAUUAAGCAAUAUUGUGGAUGAAGAUCAUUACUGUCAACAACAUCAUUAUCAUGCAGAUUGUUUUUAAUUAAAACCAGUUUUUAAGAAUGCAACAUAUAAAGAUAUCUUUCAUGUAGAAAAUUUAACAAAGCCAGAUCAAGAAAAAGUCAAAGCUAUUCUAGAAAAACUACAAAAAAUGGAAUUCAAAAAGAAACCUUAAUAAAAAAUAUCUAAUUCAAAAUCUAAAAAAAGUCAACCAAAAAACACUGACUUGAAAGAUUGUAGCAAUAAUGAGGAUGAUAACAAAAAAACUAAGAAAUUGAGUAAAGAGGCAGCAAAAAAGGAUAAAAUAUAAGAGACUACCAAAAAUGGAGAAUCAUCGGAAAGUCAGAGUGAUGAAGAUGAGCCUGGAAUCUUUGUGCUUUAUGAUAAGUCAUAAAAGGAGGAGUUCAAGAAGAUCCAAUAAGAUUUAGAGAAAAAGACAGCAGGUUAAUUGAAAUCGAUGCUAAAAGCGAAUGAUUAAACAUAAUCGGGAAAUAAAACAGAACUUAUUGAGAGAAUUGCUGAUUGUAUGAUUAAGGGAUGUUUAGAGAAAUGUCCCAAUUGCUCGGGAGGGAGACCAAAAUUUAAUCCAACCUAGAAAGUCUUUAAGUGUCCUGGAUACAUGGAUGAUACAGAAUUUAGAUUUUGCAAUAAAGUUUAUGGGCCAAAAGAUCUCAAGAGAAUUCCUUGGGUUGAUGUUUGA